This is a messenger RNA of Schizophyllum commune H4-8, 681 nucleotides long. RefSeq names its product Sm-like ribonucleoprotein. NCBI's taxonomy places the organism in Eukaryota, Fungi, Basidiomycota, Agaricomycetes, Agaricales, Schizophyllaceae. Gene Ontology annotation, biological process: RNA splicing; spliceosomal snRNP assembly. The transcript is spliced from 6 exons. Gene Ontology annotation, cellular component: U4/U6 x U5 tri-snRNP complex; U5 snRNP; precatalytic spliceosome. The record is from RefSeq and is a predicted model, not a curated record. The coding region runs from base 16 to 351 and encodes 111 amino acids. Gene Ontology annotation, molecular function: RNA binding.
GCCUUGUUCUUCGCCAUGAGUCAAUACGUCCACGUCCCCAAGUCCGAGCUCGACGAGGCCCAGCUCAGGCAGCUUGAGGAGCACGAAAUCUCCCAGGGCCCGUUGUCCGUCCUCCAGCAGGCGGUCCGCAACCACACCCAGGUCCUCAUCUCCUUGAGAAACGACAAGAAGCUCCUUGCACGCGUCAAGGCGUUUGACAGACAUAGCAACAUGGUGCUCGAGAAUGUGAAGGAGAUGUGGACUGAGAUACCAAAAGGGAAGAACAAGAAGCCCGUCAACAAGGACCGCUUCAUCAGCAAGAUGUUCCUUCGUGGGGACUCUGUCAUCUUGAUCUUGCGAAACUCCGCAUAGUGUAUGCCAUCGACUCGGCGGACUUCUCAUCUUUUGCAUCUUCUGUAUGUUCAUGUUGUUUUUGUACGAUAAUGCUGCUCAAAACACUGCCCUGUACUCUUGGAAGAAGAUGAUGGAUGGGAUGUCAUCGUCGUACUGUUCAGUAGGAGUAUGCAUGUAAGUACAGAUGUCGCUCGUGGUAAGUCAAGUCCAAGUUAGUAAAACCUAAACGCCUGCUCCUCCUUCAUUCUAUCCUCGAUCUCCUUCACCGCCUCAAAGAUAGCACCCAUCGCCACCCACCCGAAGCUCUGCGCCCCAAACAACUUCUGCUUCUGCUUCUGAUACGCCAGC